AUGGCUGAAACAACAAAUUUGAGUGUUCUAAUGUUUCCAUACUUAGCUUAUGGACACUUCACACCUUUCCUUGAGCUAGCCAAGAAGCUCUCAGAUAGAGGCUUUUUGAUUGAUUUUUGUUCAACUCCCAUUAAUCUUAGUUACAUCAAGAAGAAAAUCCCACACAAGUACUCUUGUUCAAUUCAGCUAGUGGAACUCCAUUUACAAGAUUUGCCUGAACUUCCUCCUCAUUACCACACAACAAAAGACCUCCCAUUUCAUCUUCAAACCACCCUCUACAAAGCCCUCAUGAUGGAAGAAGCACAGUUUCACCAAAUCCUGAAAGAUCAAAAACCUGAUGUGUUAGUAUUUGAUAUAAUGCAACCAUGGUCAGUAAGGGCUGCGUCUAGUCUCAACAUCCCAGCAAUAAAAUAUUGUAUUGCAAGUGCAGCUACGUGUUGUUAUUUUGGCAAUUUAAAGCUCAAACCAGGGGUGGAAUUCCCUUUCACAGCACUCUAUCUAAAGGAUUAUGAGCAAGAGAUAAAGCGUCAUAUUGAGCUUCAAGUGGAGGAAGGAGGUGAGAAUAUCAUGCUGCUGAAUACCUCCAGAGCAAUAGAUGCAAAGUAUCUAGAUUAUCUUUCUGAAAUAGGACAAGGAAACAUUCUGCCUACUGGAGUAGUAAUUCAAGAUCUUGAAGAUGAAGGGGAUAUCGAGGAAACACAACUCAUUAAAUGGAUAGGGAAGAAUAAGGAGCAUUCAACUGUGUAUGUCUCAUUUGGGAGUGAGUGUGUCAUGACAAAGGAAGAAAUGGAAGAGGUAGCUUAUGGGUUAGAGGUUAGCAAUGUUCAUUUCAUAUGGGUUGUAAGGAUUCCAAGAGGAGAACAAGUUGUCAGACUUGAAGAGGUACUUCCUCAAGGAUUUCUUGAAAGAAUUGGAGAAAGGGGGAGGAUAGUUGAAGGAUGGGUUCCACAGGCAAAAAUAUUGAAGCAUGCAAGUAUUGGAGCAUUUGUAACACACUGUGGGUGGAAUUCCACACUUGAAAGCAUAGAGUUUGGUGUUCCAAUCAUAGCUCUGCCGAUAAACUUUUGCUCGGAUCAGCCUAUAAAUGCUAGAUUGGUUGUGGAGAUUGGAAUAGCCACGGAAAUCGCGAGAGAUGGAGAUGGGAAGCUUCAUAGAGGUUAUAUAGCUGAGACUAUCAAAGAAGUGAUAUUUGGCAAAGAAAUUGGGGAGAAUUUGAGGAAGAAGGUAAAUAGUCUUCGUGAGAAUGUAACAUUGCUAAGAGAGGAACAUAUGGAUGGAGUUGCUAAGGUGAUAAAACAGCUUCGUGAGAAGAAGAAUCAGUCCAGAAGUGCCUAA
Messenger RNA from Solanum lycopersicum (tomato), 1335 nucleotides. RefSeq names its product beta-D-glucosyl crocetin beta-1,6-glucosyltransferase-like. Lineage: Eukaryota; Viridiplantae; Streptophyta; Magnoliopsida; Solanales; Solanaceae. Gene Ontology annotation, molecular function: UDP-glycosyltransferase activity. The record is from RefSeq and is a predicted model, not a curated record.